CUGCUAGGAAGAGGGAAGGGCCAGCGACGCCCCCAACCUAGCUGCAGAAGCGGCCGCCACCUCCGAAGCACAAGGUGUCACAUCUCAAAAGGAACCUGAGCCCCGGGAAGGCGGCGCGGAGCGACCAGGCAGGGCUGGCGCGAACUGCGCGCAGGGCGCUGGGCAGCGCGGGAGGACCGGGAGCGCAACCGCAGCAGCGGACCCCAGUGACCCAUCCGGGAUCCCGGCUUCCACGCUCUCUUCGUAUUUUUCAGAUCCACUUCCCUCCCCCGACUCUUUCCCCAAAACGGAGCCUUUAUAGAGAAGGUUGCCUGAGCCAGAGCAGCCCGGACUUUUCUGGGCACACAAGAUGCUCUCCAUUAGGAAGAGGUGGACGAUCUGCACUAUAAGUCUGCUCUUGAUCUUUUAUAAGACAAAAGAAAUAGCAAGAACUGAGGAGCACCAGGAGACGCAACUCAUCGGAGAUGGUGAAUUGUGUUCCAGCCGAUCACUUGUCAAUAGUUCUGAUAAAGUUACUCGAAAGGCGAGCUCAACAAUCUUCCAGCACUCUGUGGAAGGCUGGAAGAUCAAUUCCUCUUUGGUCUUGGAGAUACGGAAAAACAUCCUUCGUUUCUUAGAUGCAGAACGAGACGUCUCAGUGGUGAAGAGCAGCUUUAAACCAGGUGAUGUCAUACACUAUGUGCUGGACAGACGCCGGACACUAAAUAUUUCCCAUGAUCUGCACAGCCUCUUACCUGAAGUUUCACCAAUGAAAAAUCGUCGGUUUAAGACCUGUGCCGUUGUUGGAAAUUCUGGCAUUCUGCUAAGGAGUGGAUGUGGAAAGGAGAUUGACAGUCACAACUUUGUCAUAAGGUGUAAUCUAGCUCCUGUGGUGGAGUUUGCUGCAGAUGUGGGAACUAAAUCAGAUUUUAUAACCAUGAAUCCAUCAGUUGUGCAAAGAGCAUUUGGAGGCUUUCGGAAUGAGAGUGACAAAGCAAAAUUUGUGCAUAGACUUUCCAUGCUGAAUGACAGUGUCCUUUGGAUCCCCGCUUUCAUGGUCAAAGGAGGAGAGAAGCACGUGGAAUGGGUUAAUGCGUUAAUCCUUAAGAAUAAACUGAAAGUGCGCACUGCCUAUCCAUCACUGAGACUUAUCCAUGCUGUCAGAGGUUACUGGCUGACAAACAAAGUUCCCAUCAAAAGACCCAGUACGGGUCUCCUCAUGUACACACUUGCUACAAGAUUCUGUGAUGAAAUUCACCUGUAUGGAUUCUGGCCAUUCCCUAAGGAUUUGAAUGGAAAAGCUGUUAAAUAUCAUUACUAUGAUGACUUAAAAUACAGGUACUUUUCUAAUGCAGGUCCUCACAGAAUGCCAUUAGAAUUUAAAACAUUAAAUGUGCUACAUAACAGAGGAGCUCUAAAACUGACAACAGGAAAGUGUAUAAAGCAAUAAAGCACAUUUUAAAACAUGAAAACAGAUUCAAUAUGCACUUCGUUUCUGAGGAUGCUUCUGAAGAUUUGAUAAUAGGAUCCAAAUCAAAGCUGGACUUAAGCAUUGGCAAAUUAACUGAGAGGUUGAUAAAAGUUCAUGUGAAAUCCACUACCAGCUGAUGAAAUACCUGCAAAGUGCUCUAAAAAAGUAAAUAUUGUGACUUCAAGGGUCCUAGUAAGUGCCACUUCCACUAAGAAUACAGUUUGAAUGUAUAAUCAGUAGUGUUUACAAGAUCCAACAAUGCACUUCUCAUUAAUUAAAGAAGCAAAUAUGUUCAUCCUUGUCGGGCUGCCCCUGAAAUGCCAAGCACAUUGGAAGAGGAACCCAGAAACACAACUCAGCCACUGGAAAAUCAAACCAUCCUUGCCAGCAGAAAACAAGAUAGAAACAUUUUAAGUAAUGAAAUCCAGAAGAAUAAACAACUCAAGCAGAUGCCUUUGGUUAGGACUCUGGUCUGAUCAUGAAUUAUGCUUGUGCUUAUUUUUGUCUUCUAGAAUCUCUUUUGAUUGGAAUAGUGAGUGAUGAGAAAUCAUUUUUGAGAUACACAAAUAAGAAAUACAUAUGAAAUAAGGGAAAUGUCAAGUGAUAAUCUCUAUGGUUUUAUUAUAUUUUCUAAAAAUAUCAAUCAAUCGCACAAAGAUUUUUUGAAGUUUUACUUUGCAUAACUUUAAAAUUCCAGUUUAUUUUUUAGCAUUGCAAAAGGUACCAGCUAAUUUGUACCCUUCAGUAAUAAUGAACCUUUCUAAAACUAAGAAGUUUCAUGUCACCUGAGAUGGUAAAAGAAGCAGACAAAAAUUGCACUUAUGGUACCAAAGAUUAUAUUCAUGUUUCUACACAACAAACCGUUCUCCUUUCAUGAAAAUAAUGCUAUUUACAUGAAUGUGUUAUCAUCCAACUAAUGUAAAAGUUGUCUCUAAGUAUUAUAAAAUGUUCAAAAUUUUAUUUUAUUUAAAGGAGAACUUCUAUACUUUUUAGAUUUCAUAAUUUUAUGGGAGCAUUUUCCCUUAGAAUAAAUGUUUGAUUGAUAUAGCUGAUUUGUAGUUCUUAAGUAUUCUUCCUGUUAUUCAAACAUUGUUUAUAUCAUUAUUAAAUGUCUUAGUGCAGAAAUAACAUGAUUAAUACAGUGUUGUUUUCAUAGCAGAGGUGAUUAAUUUUAAGUCAUUUGACAAUGAAACUGUGUGUCAAUAAAUUGCACCUAAAAUAUACCCAAUUUCCCAAUAGUAUUCUAUAGUUAAAUUAAGUCACAUCGUGUUUUUAAAGGAAAGUGAAUCAGUUCAUAAAGUGAUUUAAAACAGUUUGAUAUAUACCAGUAUUAAACAGUUUUCUGGCAACACACUGAGAGGUAAUUCUGAUGUAAUUUAUUUCUUUAGAAAGCAGAAGCACUGUGUUCUCACUUCUUCUUCACCAGAGACAACUUAAUGUGCUUCUUGUUUCUUGGUGAAGGCAAUCUGAGAAAAGAAGAAAUAGCAGGAGAAAUACACAUGCUUUAUUUCUUAGAGACGGCAUUCUAAAAAAUGAAUACAAAGCAUAUGUAUGAAUAUAAAUGCAUAUUUAUAUUCAUGCUAUCAUGGGAAAGGACAUCCACCAUAGAACAGUUUUCAAUAUUUUUAAUAAUAUGUGAUAUUAUUUUUUAAAAAUAUUGUAUGGUAGAACACAGGGAUGCAGAAGACAGUAUUUGUGCACAUUCCCGUUUCUCUAAGAAAGCGAAGUGAAAAAAAUUCACGUGGAAGAUCCACAGCUGAAAAUGAACAGGACUUUACUGUAUUUUUAUCGUGAAACUCUUAUCUGUUAGAACUUUUAAAAGAAAUAGUUACAUGAUUUGAAUGUAAAGUUGAAUAGUCUGAUUUACUUGACAAAUAAAAUACAGGUGGUUCAUGGAAUCUUUGGACUAUGUGCAGAUAGUAUGUUGUUAUAAUCACCUUUAACUUGAAUUCAACAAAAAUCAGAAAAUCACAAGCCAAUUCUUACAUAUAAAAUCCAACUUAACACUCACUCAAAGUAUGUCUUUUACAAACAGCAGUAAUGUACAAAUACCUUGCCAUUUUUACUGUGUUUUCAACAAAUGCAUUCAAAACAUCUUAAGGCCACAGCAAAUCCAUCUCAGCCCUUCAGUGUUCUGUACCCUCCAGUUUAUCUUCUAGAUGCAUUGGGUAGUGCCUUUUUAGCUUCUUCUUGUUGUUCUGUUAUGCUACGCUGUGCGUUCUCUAGAUACUCGCCCAGUUCAGAAAGUAUUCAGCAUAAAAUAAAAGGGCUUCAGUAUUGACUGAGACUACUUUUGUUCAUCUCAGGGAACUUUCCAUACUCGAAUGAAUUCAAUUAAAGUUAUUUAGUGUUCAAAGAAGACAAAGUCUACGGGACCAUUUCAUUCCCUGGUGUAAACUGUGCCAUCUGCUCUCCCGCAGCAUCACCUGUGGCCUCCUUACAAAGACAGACGUACUUCAAGGAGAUCACUGAAAAUGACCAUCAAGAAUGAUAAACAGAAUUGAGUUUUCACCAACAAUGGGCAUAAAGGAUCAUAACAAGAUCCAAUCAUAAGCACAUACUUGAAGUGUUUUUUUUUUCUUUUGCAGAUAUCAUAUAUUUACAGCUUUCAUUUUUUUUAAAUUUAUUUUUCAUGAUUAAUCCUGUACCUGGCAAUGCUCAGGCUGCUAAUUAUGAAACAUUCCUGUCAUUUACUUAAUGUAGUUGUUACUGUGCUGUUGAGGUGAACAGGCCAUGGAAACAUUUUCAUCAUUGUUCUCCAGCCUGUUCAGUAAUUAAGUUGCUGAAUUAGAAAACAAAAUUCAGUAAGAGGUUUUUCAGGGCAAAUAUGAUGAUUCAGCCCACAAGAUUAAAGAAACUACUGUGGAAGGUUUUUGUUUUGUUUUGUUUUUUGUUUUUCUGUCUGAAAGAAGGUGCUAGGGAUUCCAACAUCUCUGUGCGUUGUAAAUCAUAUGAACUGUGCACCAACUGUUAGUGAGAAUUUCUACAUAUCUGCUUAUGGAUGUGAUCUAUCUAAAUAGUGCUAUCAAUAGUGUACAUACCAAUUAGUUUCCAAGCUACUACACAGGAAAAAAAGUAAAGAAAGUAAUUUAUUUUCAAUUGAGCCAGUUAGUCAUAAUGCACAUAAUGUGGUGUUUGCUUCAUGAAAGGGUUGUCAUCGUGUGGUUUUUGUAAGGACUGUCUAUAAUUGUGGAAGGAACAUAAGAAGAGUUGUGUAUAGUUAGUUGUUAUCUCUACCAGUUUGGAAGUUUCCCCAUAAUAUAUUUUCAGUAUACCAACGUUUUAAAAUCUGAGUGAGGGUUAUUGUUUGUAUUUGAUAACAGAAAAUCCAAAUAAAGCCCACCUAGAAAUAGAUAUUUUAUUCUAUAUGUGCUAUAGAUAUACCUAUAUAGUACAAAUAGACAUGCCAUGCAUAUAUACAAUGUUAUAUAUGUGUAUCUGUGUGUAUACACACUGAGUCUGUAAUGUUACACACUAGAUUUGUGUUAUGCUGAUAUUUUCAGGGUCUGCACUCUGAACUGCCCUGGAGAUAAGACCACCUUAGAAUAAGGAAGUUCUUUUGAGACUUCUGUUAGAAAUCUGCUUUACGAGAGAUCUACUUUCUAUCUGAAUUUUGUGCUGUUCAUACCUGUAGCUACAAUGAGAAACAGUGUGUCCAAACCUUAAAGGAAAAAAAAACAUGAAAAAAAAAAAAGAAAAAAAUAUUUUCAAGUUGGCAAUGUAUUUGAAUUGCAGUUUGCAGAUUGGGGCUCCAGCCUUUGUGUUCCUCAUUUAAGUAGCACCUUUUAAUAAAUACAGUUUCUGUGUGUAGGCAUAAGCACAAGUGUUUCCAAUGUAUAUAGUGGGAAGAAAAAGAGUUUACAGAGAUAGCACUGCUGCACAGGAUAAUUGCUACUGAAUAUUUCUUAUACCAUUUGUGAAAUUAAAAAAUGAGGUUUAUUCUGUCUGGUUCAUUCUGUUCAAAUCUGUUUCCCUAUUGUCUUGUACAGCAAUUGGGUAUUCUUGUUUUAUCAUUUGUAAAACUGUAAAAUAAAUUGAAUCCUUUUUUUAAA
This is a messenger RNA of Cavia porcellus (domestic guinea pig), 5502 nucleotides long. RefSeq names its product ST8 alpha-N-acetyl-neuraminide alpha-2,8-sialyltransferase 4 (gene St8sia4). Gene Ontology annotation, biological process: N-glycan processing; oligosaccharide metabolic process. Gene Ontology annotation, molecular function: alpha-N-acetylneuraminate alpha-2,8-sialyltransferase activity. The transcript has 5 exons. NCBI's taxonomy places the organism in Eukaryota, Metazoa, Chordata, Mammalia, Rodentia, Caviidae. Bases 350 to 1429 code for a protein of 359 amino acids. The record is from RefSeq and is a predicted model, not a curated record.